Hydractinia symbiolongicarpus is the source of this 600-nucleotide messenger RNA. RefSeq names its product histone-lysine N-methyltransferase set-1-like. Lineage: Eukaryota; Metazoa; Cnidaria; Hydrozoa; Anthoathecata; Hydractiniidae. The transcript is spliced from 2 exons. The record is from RefSeq and is a predicted model, not a curated record. Gene Ontology annotation, molecular function: protein binding. The coding region runs from base 86 to 349 and encodes 87 amino acids.
AAAAUAUUUCUUCUUGAAUAUAGAGGAGAAUUGCUAGACGCAAGCUUAGGAGAAGAUAUGUUAAACCAACAUCAUUUGAAUAAUUAUGGAUCCUACGUAUACUUUUUUUAAGCAUAAGAAACAAAUGUUAAGCAUUGAUGCUACAAAUAGCGAUUGUUUAGCAAGACUGGUAAAUGACUCUCCAUUUAAUAAGUCUAAUUGUAAAAUGGAAGUUGUGGAGGUGGAUGGAAGACCGCAUUUGUGUCUGUUCUCCAUUAGAGAAAUUUCGCCUUAUGAAGAGCUUCGGUAUGAUUAUGGUGUUGGAGGUUUAGAAUGGAGGAAGGUAGGGACAUUUAUAAUUAAGUCCUAAUAAUUCCUACCACAGAAACAUUUACGUGUCAUAGUGUAUUUUAGAAUAAAGAUUUUAGAAGUCCAAUUCGACUAAAUCAGAAACAGGUAACAAAAACGUUUUUUUCUAUUAUAUCAUAUCAAAUUCUUCAAGCAAGUCUACAAUAUUCAGGUUUAUUAAGAUUAAACGGGUAAAGUUAUUGCUUUUGCUUUAUUUUUGCGGCAUUACAAAAUCUUUUCCUGUCCUGUAACAAAAUCUACAAUUUUAUGUGU